AUGUCAAGCGUUAGGACUUGGCAAGGACCAGGGAGCAGAAAACUGGCGGAGCAGAGUAUCGCAAUAUUUUCCUCUCCUUAUCGCUUCAUCGACGCCUACCGUGCAAUUGAGCAAUUGAAUAGGUCCGUCGUUCGGACGAGACAUCAGAUCCUGUCCGUUGAGGAAGGAUCUUCUGUUUAUACCCACAACGCGCUCGAUACCCCGCUAUUUCAUAUCCAUCUCGCAGCUGAACUACGAGCCGUCGUUACCCCACUCCCCGAAUACUUCUUACCGCUGAUUACCAGGUACAUACACCCUUCUCGUUCUGUUCCUCUCACCCAAAGUCUACCUGUUGGCCCACAUUUUGACGGGAGCUCAUGGCGGUUUAAAGCUAUUUCGAGGAUCUUGGAGUGA
Guyanagaster necrorhizus is the source of this 393-nucleotide messenger RNA. RefSeq lists its product as uncharacterized. The record is from RefSeq and is a predicted model, not a curated record. NCBI's taxonomy places the organism in Eukaryota, Fungi, Basidiomycota, Agaricomycetes, Agaricales, Physalacriaceae. The transcript is spliced from 3 exons. Bases 1 to 393 code for a protein of 130 amino acids.